Messenger RNA from Labrus bergylta (ballan wrasse), 1032 nucleotides. Lineage: Eukaryota; Metazoa; Chordata; Actinopteri; Labriformes; Labridae. The record is from RefSeq and is a predicted model, not a curated record.
AUGAGCGACCAGUACCUGUGUCCAAUAUGUAAGACGAUUUUCAACACAAGACCUGAGCUGCAGGUCAACACUUUCAUCUCUGAGAUGGUUGGUCAGUUCAGAGACAAAGCUCAGCAGGAAGCCAGCAGCAGUAGCUCAGAGAUACAAGAGUCCAAACCAGGAGAAGUUCUCUGUGAUGUUUGCACUGGAACCAAACUGAAGGCCCUGAAGUCCUGCUUAGACUGUCUGGUCUCCUACUGUGAGACUCACCUGGAGCCUCAUCUGACAGCUCCACGUCUGAAAAGACACCAGCUGAUCGACCCUGUGGAGAACCUGGAGGACAGGAUGUGUACGAAGCACGAUAAACCUCUGGAGCUGUUCUUGGACCUCAGUAAGGACGAUGCAGACAGAGAGAUGGCAGAAGGUGUUCAAGUCUUCACCGCUCUGAAGGAGUCUGUUGAGAGAGGCCAGGCCGAGCUCAUUGACACGAUCGUAAAGAAGCUGAAAACAACAGAGAAACAGGCCGAAGCUUUCAUCAAAGAGCUGGAGCAGGAAAUCUGUGAGCUGAUGAAGAGGAGCACUGAGGUGCAGCAGCUCUCACGCUCUGAAGACCACCUCCAUCUAAUCCAGAGAGUCCAGUCUGUUAACUCUGCUCCACCCACCAAAGACUGGACAGAGGUUAAUGUCUGUCAACCACUUUAUGAGGGGACUGUAAGGAAAGCUGUGGCUCAGCUGGAGGAGACUCUCAGUGAAGAGAUGAAGAAGUUGGUUCAAGCUGAGCUGAAGAGUUACAUCCAGCAGUAUGCUGUGGAUGUAACUCUUGAUCCUGAUACAGCACAUCCCAAUCUCGUCCUGUCUGAAGAUGGGAAACAAGUUCAUGAUGGUGAUGUGAGGAAGAAUCUUCCAGACAACCCAGAGAGAUUCUCUUCUUGUACUUGUGUUUUAGGAAAGCAGAGUUUCUCUUCAGGCAGAUUUUACUACGAGGUUCAGGUUAAAGGAAAGACUAAGUGGGAUUUAGGAGUGGCUAGAGAGUUCAGUAAAAGAAAGGGAUAA